This is a messenger RNA of Limulus polyphemus (Atlantic horseshoe crab), 6764 nucleotides long. RefSeq lists its product as uncharacterized. NCBI's taxonomy places the organism in Eukaryota, Metazoa, Arthropoda, Merostomata, Xiphosura, Limulidae. The coding region runs from base 467 to 4102 and encodes 1211 amino acids. The record is from RefSeq and is a predicted model, not a curated record. The transcript has 16 exons. Gene Ontology annotation, molecular function: 3',5'-cyclic-AMP phosphodiesterase activity.
UGCUAGCACGCGCUUCGUGUGUUUCAAUUCCAUCCUUUCUUUGUUCUACUAGAAAGCGAUGUAUGAUGUAAUCUAAUGGGUAGAAUUGUGGAGAACAUGAAGAGAAAGAGGAACUAAUGAGAAGGAGAUGAUGACGUCACUUGCUCAGGAGUUUGUUAACAGUGUUUUAUAUCUGUAGUCCUUCAGAUUGGUCAUGAUGUCUGGUGGAGCUCCGGUAACUUUGCUGGUGUAUCGAGCAGACGCGUUGUGGCUGUUUAAUCAAACAGGGUUUUAUGACGUUGACGCGCGAGCUAGCAGAGCUACAACCCGCCACCUCAUACCGUUGUGCUGUGGAGACUAGGCUUAUUAUUCCCAGGAUCACUAAUCUUAUUGUUAUGACUUCGAGGAUCAAUCAGAUUUGCCAAGCCUGGAAUCAGCUUUGGACAAUAUAAGUUGUGCUAGAAGACUAAGUCUAGUAAAUGCAAUAAUGAUUCCUUAUGCCACCUGUGUUUGUUUUGGUUCUCGGAGACGAGGUCCCGGACGGACGCCACUACUAACAAGUACAGAUCAGGAGGAGACCAAUGUCAGUGUUGAAAGAAAAAAGUGUGGAACGCUUUGUAUUCAAGUUUCUGGACGAGAAAGUAAGGACAAAGAACUGAAACUGGAAGAACGACGAAAAUCACUUAAACAUUCGCAAUCUGAGUUGCGUCUUCUCGAGAGUCUGAGUUUAAAUGCGAAAAAACCCAACCUAUUUGGUACGUUUAAAACACUACAACUACCGAGACGUCGUCAUCCGAUAUUAAUACCAGAUAUCCACCAUCAGCCUGGCAUUGACGACUUCUUUAAUGGAAUAGUGCAAGGUAUCCUUGCAAGUUGCCAGAAAUGGGCAUUCAAUACUUUUACGCUAGACAUGGCCACAGGGGGGCACUCGCUGUCCAUAUUGUUACUUCACUUAUUCCACCAAUAUGGACUUAUCAAGGAGUUUCACUUGGAUGUUUUGAAAGUGUGUAAAUGUUUCAACCUUAUCGAGCUGGGUUACCAUGGUGAUAAUCCCUACCACAACUCGGUACACGCAGCAGACGUAGCACAAGCUAUGCAUUGCUUUCUUCAAGAAAACACAAUUGUACAGCAGUUAAGUCCCUUAGAAAUUAUGGCGUCUUUGUUGGGAGCUGUAUGCCACGACAUAGAUCAUCCUGGAGUUAGUCAACCGUUUCUAAUAGCUACUUCCAAUCAUCUAGCUGCUCUGUAUAAGAAUUUCUCAGUGUUGGAAAACCACCACUGGAGGUCAGCUAUUUCAUGUUUGAGGGAGACGGAGUUACUCAGCCAUCUUUCAAGAGAAGUUCGUGAUGAUGUGGAAUGUCAAAUUCGAUCGUUAAUUCUCGCUACAGACAUAACCCGCCAGCAGGAGUUCUUGUCAAGAUUUAAGAAAUACAUUGCAGAAAAUGCACUCGAUUUAUCGAAGAAAGAAAUUAGGCAUUUUAUUCUACAGAUAGGUUUGAAAUGUGCUGACCUGUGUAACCCUUGUCGUCCUUGGGAUAUAAGUCAACAGUGGAGCUACCAAGUUUGUAAGGAGUUUUACCGUCAAGGUGACAUAGAACGUGAGCUUAGUCUUCCCGUAACGCCCAUGUGUGAUCGUACCAGAACUUCUGUUGCUAGGAUACAGGUUGUUUCAGAUUUUUUUCGCUAUGUGGUGUCCCCUCUGUUUGAAAUUUGGGACCAGUUUUUGAACACUUCUCUAUCAAACCACCUAAUGAAAAACUUGAGAGAUAAUCAGGCCGAAUGGGAGGAAGGUAUAGAAAGAGAAUUAGCUGAUAAAGAAGAGACGAGUACAACGAUUGGAGCAGCUGCCAUGGCUAUGGAAGAAUAUGCUCCUCUGGCUUCUGAUGAAGAGGAUUUUGUGGAUGAAUGUGGAAGUUUUCUUGGUGAAAGCUUCUUUUUCGAUGAGGCGUUUGGGCCAUUUCAUCGCCGACGUUAUAGCAUGCCUGUAGAAAAUCAGCAGGUGCUUUUAAAAGGUAGAAAUCGUCAAUUCAGUGCCCCACAGGUUCUCCAGUAUCGGAGGAGAAGUAGUGUUGGACCUUCAUUAUCCAUAUCAUCUAGAAUACCUAGCCCUAAUCUGUACACGCCUUUUAAAAAACCUUCAGUAUCAAGACUUCUACAGACCAGGACAAGUAUACUUUCUCUUUCUACUGGUGUAGAUUCAUUGUUUCUACAGAGGCUUCAACAUUUAGCAGACGACUCAAAAGAACUGAAACCAGAACUAACGUUAGAAUGCUCACUCCAUUCUCACACUUUGGAAUCUGCUCAUCUUGAAACGGAACCCAGUGAAAACGUCAAAGAUGUUGACAGAACAACAGAUAUAGAACCAGAAAUCUUAGAAUAUCGAACGAGUGGGAGUAGAACAUCUGGGGUGAUUGUACAUAACCAAAUGUUCUAUCGGAGGACAAACAGUCCAUUGACAAAUAUAGCCUCCGAUACAUUGAAUGCUGAUGCCUAUGAUAAAUUUCAAGGGGAUGUGGGAGCUCAAAUAGACGAAAUGGGCGAUUCGGUUUUGGACUGCAGCAACGAGUGCUGUACCGUGUCACCCAGAUGCUAUUCAGAAGGAACGGAAAAUGCUCAACGAACUGAAUCUUUUAGACAAUCAACUUCUCAUUCAAUUCCGGAACAGCAGGAUAGCUCUGAAAGAACAGGUGCUCUUUCAGUAAUCCUCAUUAAAGAUAAAAGCUUAGCACAAUCCGAAAGUACUAUUAAUAAAUACAUUGACAAUGGCUCUACUCACGAUUCUAGUGCUACGUUGUUAGCAGAUGAAACUUGUGAUGUGAAUUUUUUUCUGGGAGAAGAAAACCCUGAAAAGGAACUCUGCGAACCCGGGAAACAAACUUCUUGGCGUACCCACAUAACCCGAAGUUUGUCUGACGAACGUCCAGAUAGUCCAAGUAAAGGCUGUGAUUCCCCUGUACCUUCUGUAGGGGGAUCAACAAAGAGUUCAACAUCAAGCAGUUCGCGACUAGUUUGUCGAAGAGGGUCGGCUCCCACUUCUAGUGUACAGAAGUUCAGUGACUCAUACGGGAAAAUGAAGGAUCAUUCAGUUUCUUCGGUCUUUAGUCGCCGCUGGUCUGUUCCAGCUGAACCUCUCUCAGGAGUCAGAGAUUCCGUGGCUUCAGAGUUUAGAAACAGUCAGGAUGAAAAUGUACGUUUACAGAAAGAACUGGUUCGACAUCACAGCUUUGGGUUGCUUGAGACUUUGUGCGUUGUUCCAUCAUCAGAGUCUGAAUAUGAAGGAUCCAGCACUGGUCCAACCAGCACGGGAACUACUUGCAGUACCAGAAGAAAUAGUUCGAUUCCUCCAGGAGUAGUUCGUCAUAGUUUUAGCAGUAGAGGAACCUUCGACACAGACAGUAACGAUCCAGAAGGUAGCUACAGCUCAGAAAAUCAAGACACGUUUCUUCCGUGUAUUCCACCAUCUAGACCUCAGUUGGCUAGAAGACGGGGUUCCCUACCAGCAGACGUGCCACUUUCUCUCAUGGGUCGCGUGCCAACUUCUGUCGAAACCCUUUGUCCAGGGCCGGGUUUUGGAUUAGAUCCUCUCCAAUAUUUGGAUAGCAAAAGUUCUUCAACAGUAUGUAGAAGAGAUUCAAUGGGUGAAAUUUUACAAGCUCUUCUACGUCCGACCAGUAGCCGUUUAACUUUCCACGGAUUGGGUGCAGGAUCUAGCAGACUGCAAAACACCAUUUCUCAGGGAAUAUUGAUCAAUCCAGAACAUACAACAACUCCAGGUCUUCCUCGACGAGGAUCGGCAGGUCUAGAUCUUUUCUCUGGAUUCUGGCGCUCAAUAAACAUAGAUAAAACUCAAGCAUCUCACACAACCAAGCAAAGGGUGAACCUUCCACAGCAGUCAUGUCCCCUGGGUUCUUCUGGGGACUCUGAAUGGUCUCCUCAGUAUUCGGCCACAGACACAUCUAGUCACAAAAUGCACAGGAUAAAUAGUUUUUCGGUAACCACAACCGAGUUAGUUAGUCCUCCAGGGAUACCUAACACUGUACGGUGCCAACGAAGACGAGGCUCAGUGCCAGUAAACGUCCCUCUUCUUUCAUUCAGCUCAGGUGAAACUUCUUCUGGAGACUAAAAAAAAGGACUAAUAUUCCAUAAUGGACUACGCUGUUGUGCUCAAAAUGUACUAAACUAGGUUAUGAAUGAACUUUGUGACAUACAUCCGAAACUAUGCAACAAGCCCACAAUAUUCGAGAACUUGUCAUGAAUCUCACAUUUGACUGAAAAUGUUUAUUUAUAAUAAUACCAGGUGGUAUGUAUGAGGGAGAAAGACAAGUUUCUGAUUAUCUGGUGGGAGUUGGGAGGUGCUACAAAUUAGUAUCCCUGGGAAAUGUAAUUUAUCAAAGUUCACGUCAUACAGAAUAAUUUCUUGAAAAGGUGUUAAUUGUUGUUUACUGUCAAAUUAUUGUUUUAAGUCCUUUAGCGAUGAAAAAUACCUCCAGUAUUAAUGUAUGUAGUUCUAGAAGGAUAUCAGGUAUGCAGAGGUGCUGUUUCUUUCGUCGAACUGAGUUAGAAGUGACACCACAUAGUAAAUACUUAGGUAGGACACUUGGGAACCUAACAUUUGAUAUCAUUUGCACACUGUGUUUCAUUUUACAGUGCCAUUGUUAAUGUCUGAACCACACUCUUGUCUAACUUUUGGAAAUAAUAUCCCGCACAGCAGAUAUUAUAAUAUAAACAAUAAAAACAUCAUAUGGGACCGAAAUAAAGAUUUAGUAAUUCGUAUUUGCAGUAUAUAUAUAUUCAGGUACGAAUAACAUAAAAGACACACUGGAUUACAGAACUAUUCUCUCCGAAAGAAACUAGCCACUGCCCCAUCAUUUUAGUACUGAAUUGUAUUGUAAUAUUCUUAUGAACGUCGUUGAUUUGUAGUGAUUCACAGAGAUCACUUCCCUGAAACAAACCGACAACUGAAAUGCUUUACAUUCAGGGAGAAAUUAUUUUUUCUUCUCAACUCAGAUUACCCGUUUCCAAUUUAAUUUAUGCUUGCCUAUGGAACGCAUUAUCCUACUUAAUUCAGUAAACUAACUGUUGUCACAUGGCGAACACAUCACCUUACACAGUUGAACACACGUGGAGAAAAUGUUACUUUAAAUGAAGAUCGUAGAUUGUAAUAAACAAUAGUUCAAGAUUUUAUAGUUAAAUGUUAAAUCGAAUUUUAGGACAAAAAUCAUACUUUACCCUUAAGAGAUCUAUGCUAUUUACGGUUUUAUUAUAAACCAAAAAAUUAUUUCAUGAUUCAUCAAUCAUUUUAUUCAUUACAUGCCUCUGAAAGUUCAAAGCUGUCUCCUCAUUACCAAAACAUUACAUUUCAUGAUAUUUUUAAGGUUAAAUUUUCUGCCACUGUAAUUAAUGAUAACAAUUGCCCCAUGCCAAAUAUUAUCAGUAUAUGGCAGAAUAAUAUAUGUUCUUUUAAUCUCUAAUAUUAUUUUAUCAAAUUUCAAAUUAUUAUCUUUAAGCUAAAAUUAUUCCACAAAAGGCUGUAACCUUAAGAAAUAAUUCAAUAUGUUAAUACGUUAAGCUGUGUUCAGUUCUGAGGUUUUAAGUUGUAUUAGUAAUUUCUCCAUUUCAUUCAAACAUCACUCUCAUAAACAUCACGUGACUCACUUUACCACAAGUAUAAUUUGACUUUACUCUUAACAUUUUUAAAAUGUCACGUGACUUGUUUUACCUCUAGGUAGUUUCCAUCUUUUCUCUAUUACUGUUGGAAACGCCACAAUGUUUGUUUUACAACUAGGUAGUUUUCAUCUUUUCUCUACACUGUUUAUUUUACCAAAACACACUUUUCAUAUUUUAUCUAUCAUUUUUACGAACAUCACAUUACUGAUUUUACCACUAAAUAGUUUUGUAUUUUCUCUACCACUCUUAGAAACGCACAUUACUUAUUUUACCAAUAAAUAGUUUUGAUCUUUGUUUCUUACAAAUACAUUUGCUUAUUUUACCAAUAAAUAAUUUUCGUAUUUUAUCUAUCACUUACAAACGCUAUAUUGCUUAUUUUACUACUAUAUAGUUAUAUUUUUCCUUAUCACUCUAAGCAUGGUAAAACUUAUUUGUUUUUAGAGAAAAAGAAAUAUAAUUUCCAAAGUUUUUGCAAAUACAAAUUCCGUGAACUUUUUAAAGUCUUGAAGAUCACUUUGCAACACUUAAAAUUUUCGACUCUUAUUGACAUCAUAAAGAAAGACCUUGGUGCCAUCUACCUAUUAAGUUAUUGCAUCAUUUCCUAUAAAUGUAGUAGCAGUUAAAAUAUUUUAUAAAGAGACUUGUGACAUAAAAUAAAACAAAAUUCGUUUUAUGAUUCUUUUAAUAACUAUUUUAAAUCCUUGUGUCUAUUGUACCUAUAUUUUGUAAGCUAUUAUACAAUUCAUCAUUUGUUGGUUUGUUUUUAAGCACAAAGCUACACAAUUAGCAAUUUGUGCUGUUCCCAUCACGGGAAUCGAAACCCGGUUUAUAGCGUUAUAAGCCUUCAGACUUACCUCUUAGACACUGAAGGGCUAUAUAUAAUUCAUCAAUCAGUCUUUUGGGAUGUUCUUCAUUCAAUUUAGCUGUUUUAGGUUCAAACUCUGCCUGGUAUAAUUUCUAGGUCCUGAAAGAUUCCAGUCGAUAGAAUAAUUUUCUUAUGCGCUACUGUUACAAUUAGAUUGUGUGACAAUGAAAAACAAUUAUAAAAUAUUGUUUUGUUAUUGAUGUGUGUGUGUGUGUGUGUUGUUAUUCAAACUACAAUCCAAAUAAAAUUGAGA